Molecule: messenger RNA, 2299 nt
Organism: Labeo rohita (rohu)
Lineage: Eukaryota; Metazoa; Chordata; Actinopteri; Cypriniformes; Cyprinidae
Gene: aipl1
Product: aryl hydrocarbon receptor interacting protein-like 1
Exons: 7
Coding region: 482-1933 (483 amino acids)
Molecular function (GO): peptidyl-prolyl cis-trans isomerase activity; protein binding
Source: RefSeq, a predicted model, not a curated record
UGAAAGCAGAGCACAGGAUGUGUGAAAAGGCCACAGAAAAUAGGCUCCCUGAAGGGGAAUGGUGUCUCACAUACCACUUCCUCCCCUAACACAGGAUGUUUCCUACAGUUUCAUGUAGUGUCAGGGGCUCGGCACCGGCAGCGCUACAACGUACUCAUUGCGAUCCAGCUGUCGGCCACAUGUGUGCGAUGGGGUCGUCGAGUCCAUACCCGGCUCUACAUCAUAUCCUUUCUUUCAGCGUUCCUGCGACCACCAUGUUGGGAUGAACAAAAGAACCUCAGCUUCGUCCAGAAGCUUCUAGGCUCUGCUGGAUAUUGAUGUAGAGUGAAAAUGCUGAGGAAAGCCCUUCUGUGGAUGAGAAGGUGGGGCUGCUGGGCCUAAUCCUGUUAUCCCAACCUUCUUAAUCCAGAUCCUGUCAGUCUUCACACCUCUUCAGUCACACAAAUACAAACACACUUCCAAUACAAAUACAUCAGAUAUAAUGGAGGACACCAUGAUCCUGGGUCUUGAAGGGAUCAAGAAAACCAUCUUGCAUGGAGGAACUGGUGUGAAGCCUAAAUUUAUCACAGGAACUAAGGUGACGUUCCAUUUUCGCACUCAGCUCUGCAAUGAUGAGCGUACAGUGAUAGAUGACAGUAAGAAGGCAGGUAUGCCGAUGGAAAUGGUGAUCGGGAACAUGUUUAAACUGGACGUCUGGGAGACUCUGCUCAUGUCUAUGCACAUAGGGGAGGUGGCCGAGUUCUGGUGUGACGUCAUUCACACCGGAUUGUAUCCAAUAGUGGCAAAGAGUCUACGGCGCAUCGCGGUGGGGAAAGAUCCAGUGGACUGGCACAUUCACACCUGCGGCAUGGCCAACAUGUUUGCCUACCACAGCCUGGGCUAUGACGAUCUGGAUGAGCUUCAGAAAGAACCACAGCCUCUUUAUUUUGUAAUGGAACUUCUAAAGGUACAGCAGCCCAGUGAGUAUGACAGAGAGUCCUGGGCUUUGAAUGAUGAAGAAAGAUUGAAAGCGGUACCUGUACUCCACGGUCAAGGGAACAAGCUCUUCAAACAGGGCCGAUAUGAGGACGCCACCCUGAAAUAUAAAGAAGCCAUUAUGUGUAUCAAGAAUGUGCAGACAAAGGAAAAGGCAUGGGAAGCUCCAUGGCUGAGACUGGAGAAGAUGGCCAACACGCUCACUUUAAACUACUGCCAGUGUCUGCUGCGCAUGGAGGAGUACUAUGAGGUCAUCGAACACACAAGUGACAUCAUCAACCAGCAUCCUGGGGCAAUGAAAGCCUUCUAUCUGCGUGGAAAAGCACACAUGGAGGUGUGGAAUGAAGCUGAGGCCAGAGAUGAUUUUAUGAGAGUCUUGGAUCUGGACCCGGGCAUGAAAAAGACCAUCAAGAAAGACCUUGCAGUUCUCAAAAUGAGAAUGGAGUUAAAAAAUGAGGAGGACAGACUGAAGUACAAGGGCAUGUUCGCCAAGAUGGCAAGAGAGCAAGAAUCUCUAGAGCUGGAGAAUCCAGAUCAAGAGUUUUCAGAGGAAACAUCUCCAGAAACGACUCUGGAAAAGCAGAAUCCAGAGGAAGCACCGCUAGAGGAAACGGGUGAAGAACAAACAUCUCCAGAGCAAAUAAAUUCACCACAAGAAGAAGUUGUUUCACAAGAAGAAACAUCUACUGCACUAUCAAGUUCCGAUCAUGAGAUACCAGAACAAGCAACUACUCCAGAUGUGACUCCAGAAGAAACUACCACAGAAGAAGCUACUCCAGAAGAAUUAGACGCAGAGCAAACAUUUCUGGAGCAAUCGACGUCUGAAGGAACAUCAGCAGAACAUACAACUCCAGAGCCAACCUGUCCAGAACAAGCAGACCAGGAUCUAGUAUCUUUAGAAGAAACAUCUCCAGCUCAAACGACACCAGAAAACUCAACGCCAGUUGAUGAGUCUUAAUAGUAGCAACAAUUUCAAGAGAGGUGCGACAAUGAUGAUGUGGGAUAAAGCUGAACCCUUUUACUUCUGUAGUGCUUUGUUGCUUUUCUUAAUGUAUUCUACAUUAGAAUAUGAGAUUUAACUUUACCAUAGUGAUUGCAGUUUAGCCAAAUCAUCCAGUAAAAUAGUACUCAACCAGCUAUGUUGUGGUGGAUAUUUGAAUAAUAAUUAAUUCAUCAGUAGCAUUUCGUCUCAAAACAUCAUAAACUUCACGAUAACUCUGUUUUACACUCUUUACGCACAGACAUAGCGAACAUUCCUGUAAUGAAUUCAAAUAUUAAAUAUAAAACCGAUCAUGUUUAUAAAAUGUAUCAUGUUCAUGUUUGA